AUGAAGUUUGCGCGCUAUCUCGACGAAAACACCGUCCCCGAGUGGAGAAAGGUUUACAUCCAGUAUCGAGGUCUCAAGAAGCUCAUCAAGCGUGUAGCUGAACACCGCGAGGCUCGACUGCGCCUAGAAGCCGAGCUUGGGAUCAACAGCUCGCAUUCGAGCUCUACAACGAUCGCUGCAACCGCUUCAUCGGCAGAUCCAUAUAUUCGCCGACGAAAUGUUGCUGGCCACUUCUCUGGUCUAGACCAAGAGGCCCAGUCUACGCUCGCUUCCAGUUCUGGAUUCAAGCGUCGCAUUGAUUACGGCGGAACCACUGCUCCUGCUCCAUCUUUGUCGACUCUGCCUCCUGUAAGCCUCCAGGGAACCGGACUUCGACUCUCAUCGGACAGCCCCACCUACGACGGCUCCGCUCCGCCACCCAACCUCGACUCGGAUCUCGAAGCUCAGGCGCUGCCCUCAACAUCAGUACAAGUAUCCGGCAACUACGCUCGAAGCGGUGCUUAUCCUUCAAUAGACUUAGAAUUGACAGCCAACGCUGACACGCCGAGUCCCCGAACUACUGGGGCCACCAAUGUACGUUACCAGGAUGACGCGCCUCCAUCUUCUGGAUCGGCACGAAAACACGCUUCUCACCAAUCCAAGAGCUCAUCAGCUUCCAGCAAACAUCACCUUCUCUCCAAGUCCGGCUCCUCUGGGCGUUUUUCGAAUCCGAACCGCUCGCUGAAGGAUGAAGCACCUGAAUCGCUACAAGAACUGAUAGUAGCCAACUUUGACGACCAAGAAGCCAAGCUGUUUCUUGCUUGCGAUGCCGAGCUUGAACGCAUCGUUGACUUUUACGAAGCGCAGGAGCACUCGGCGGCCAAGAAGUAUAUGCAGCUAGCUCGUCAACUCGAGGAGCUCGCCGAGCAUCGACGCGAGUACCGUGCCAAAUACAACAUCAGCGAUCAAGACCGAACAGGUGCAGGAUCGCGGCGUCAUCGUAUGUCGCAGCUUCUCAUGAACCUGCCCGGUUCCAAGCUGAUUGUGGCGGAUCCAGUUGCGAGUGGCGUCAAGUCGAACGCUGGGCUGUCCUCCGUGAAGUUGCGAGAUGCCCAGCAACAAGGCCAGCAGUCUGCCAACAGAGCGCCACGCUUCUCCUUGGACAAGUCGAUCAACAAGCAGCACAGUGGCAGUAGCGGUGAAGAUGAUCAAGACGCAGGGGGUCGACGUCGAGCGCAGGCGCUGGCGCAGAUGCAGGCCAGUUUGCGCGGUUGGGACGACGAGACAGACCGAGCGAUCCGCCAAGCCAACAAGGCAGCCGCCAUGAGCCACGAUCCGGAAGCGUAUGCAGCGGCGCGCAAAAAACUCAAAGCAGCGGUGCUCGAGUACUACAAGUUUCUCGACACGCUCACCAACUAUAAGAUCCUCAACCGUACCGGCUUUGCCAAGGUGAUGAAAAAAUUCUCGAAAACCGUCGGCGUGGCCUGCACCGAUCUAUACUACAAGGAUCGAGUAGCACCCACCAUCCUGGUCAGCUCGGAUCGGGUGGAAAAGCUGCGUAAAGCGACCGAGGACAUCUACACGGCCUACUUUGAACACGGUAAUCGUAAGCAGGCGCUCAAUCGGCUGCGUGCUAGGGAAGACCACACGACGCAUCAUUAUAGCGUCUUUCGCAGUGGAUUUUACCUCGGCAUUUCGGUGUGUGCUAUCGUUGCUGGCCUAGUGGAAGCGAUGAAGCCAAACACACAGCGCGAUAUCCCACAGUGGCAGGCACUGUUGCGAGUGUACGGUGCUGAAUUGAUCCCGACGCUAUUUGGGUUGCUCUUUGGACUCAACCUGGCGUGGUGGCACGCGGUGCGCAUCAACACAGUGUUUAUCUUCGAAUGGGAUGUGCGCACUACGAUGGACCAUCGGCAAUUCUUUGAGAUUCCAGCGCUGCUCAUGUUGUUGCUCUCAUGCUGCUUUUGGGUCUCGUUUGUCAAUCCGUUUCCUGAAGCUAUUGCGCCCACCACUUGGCCUACGGUAUGGUUGGUGAUUGUAGCACUUGUGAUGCUCAAUCCGUUGCCUAUCUGGAUGGCUGCUAGUCGCGCUUGGUUCGUGAAAAGCUUGUUGCGCGUAUUCACCGCGGGUUGCAAGCGCGUCGAGUUCCGCGACUUUUUCCUUGGAGACGAACUGAAUUCGGUAGCGUGGUCGUUGAGCAACUUGUGGUAUAUAGGAUGCGAAUGGCAUCAUGAUUGGACGGACCCGGAUCAGUGUUUUCCGAACAGCACUUAUUGGACAGCUGUGCUGCUCUCGGUACCGGCGUGGCUUCGAUUGGGACAGUGCAUUCGACGUUGGGUGGAUAGCGAUUAUCGGACACACCUGCAUCUUGUUAACGCGGGCAAGUAUCUGAGUGCGGUACUCAACAACUUUAUGUACAUUCACUACCGACGCAACGGAUCGCAGAACGCGCGAGAUCGAGCACUCUGGAUUCUGUUUGCUGUCAUCUACUCGGUCUGGCAUAUCGUAUGGGAUCUACUUAUGGAUUGGUCGCUGCUCAAGCCGCGCGCGAAAUUCUGGUUGCUUCGGAACGAAAUCUGGUUCCCACAACCGAUCUACUACGUGUUUAUCACCGUCGAUAUCAUCGGUCGUUCCAUAUGGCUCAUCUACCUACUUCCCGGAUCAGCCUCGCUCACACUACGAUCGUUCUUGGCCGCACUCGUCGAAAUGAUCCGUAGGGUCUGUUGGAACAACCUAAGAGUCGAGAAUGAACAGAUUGGCAAUACCGACUCGUUCAAGAUUAUGCGCGAUCUGCCGCUACCGUACCGACAAAAGCUGAUCGACCAAGCCGAGGCGGAUGUGCGCGCCAACGAUAGCGAUGGCGUUCAUAAGACGGGCAUUUUUUCCAGUGUCAAAUUGGCAAGUCUAAGAAAGAAGAGUCGCGCGACGACGGCGGCGGCGGCGGAGCACAGAUAUGCGGCCGACGAUCAAGAGUAUGCGAGGUACUCACAGACGGUGCAGGGAGAAAGCGUGGUGGAGAGUAGCGUCCCAGAUACGCUGGCUCAAGAGAGACGGAGGUCGCUGAUGGAAGGACUACGUAGCAAACUGGUCCCGGAUGCAAAGGGGGAGCAUUAUGGAAAGCAACUUGAUGAACGCGCUGUUACCAAGGGCGAUACGGGGAGAGACUAUGAGCCGAGACGACAAGAGUCGAUGCCAGGGUAUGUAGACAUGGAUAGCGAUGACGACGACGACGAAGAGACCGCAGAUGAGCAACACACCAUUCCCAGCUCACCACAAUCGGGAUCGGAUCAAUUCGCACACGAGACCUCGUCCAAGCUUCCGAGAUGGCCUCCGAAAGCUAGAUCGAGAGAGUGA
Messenger RNA from Mycosarcoma maydis (corn smut), 3333 nucleotides. RefSeq lists its product as uncharacterized. NCBI's taxonomy places the organism in Eukaryota, Fungi, Basidiomycota, Ustilaginomycetes, Ustilaginales. Gene Ontology annotation, molecular function: inositol hexakisphosphate binding. The coding region runs from base 1 to 3333 and encodes 1110 amino acids. Gene Ontology annotation, biological process: cellular response to phosphate starvation; phosphate ion transport. The record is from RefSeq and is a predicted model, not a curated record. The transcript has a single exon. Gene Ontology annotation, cellular component: plasma membrane; Golgi apparatus; cytoplasm.